GACGCUUCAACCCACGUGACCGGACGUAAAUACGGUUCAGCAGCAGUUCCCGCGUUUGGCGACUCUUGUCUUUCAAUCACUAGCGUAAACUUGAAGUAGCAGCCAGUCGUUCCGGAUAUGGAUGACCUGUAUUUAGACAAUAUUGACGAAUUUGUUAAUGAUCAAAAUAAGAUCGUCACCUACAAAUGGCUCAGUUUAACUCUUGGAGUCCACGUCAACAUAGCAAAACAAAUGUUGUAUCAUUACCUGCAUCAGAAACGUAAUGAAAGUUCAGGCACUCCCCUUCAUGUCACCUACCUAGUAUCUGGGAAGUGUGUUGAGAAUGGUAGUACGUGCCACAAAGUGUCAGUAGUACGUGAGGACAAGCUUGAUGCUGUUAAAGCAAAGAUGGACGUGACCAUCAGUGUGCAUGUGUACAGUGUGCAGAGAGCCGAGCUGAAGGAUAGUUCACCACUUUACAAUACAGAUUAUGAUGCUGUUAAGGAGAACCUAAAAAACUGCAACAAGUACAGCGCUAUACGUUGCGCUGCGGCGGUCUCUUUGUCAUCUGCGGAACUGCAAAGAGCUCAAGAGAUGGCUUUGGUCCCUCCAGUGGAGAAGGAAAUCAGUAAGCCUGGCUUGAAUGAAAACACUUCAGCUACCUCCAAACCCAGUGCUAAGCAGCCAGCAGGCAUCAUGGGAAUGUUUGCAAGCAAAAAUGCUUCUAAGAGCCAAGAAUCCAGCAAGGAAGUGAAAACAGAGCAGAAAGAAGAUUCUUCUCUGGUUGAAACAUCAAAAAGCAAAACAGCCUCCAAAAUGAACCCGAUGAGUAACUUCUUUGGGAAGUCUGCCCAAAAAAAGGCUGAUGAAAAACCUAACAAAAGCAUUAAAGAAGAGAUGGACGGCAGCUCAACAGCAUCGGCUACUGCAAGUAUGAAACAGUCACAGACAUCUCCCAAAUCUGAGAUUGACAUUAAAGAGGAACAAUCCAAAGUGUCCAAUGCUUUGAAGGUUGAAUCAAAAGACACUCGGAAGUAAGGUUUACGCCCUGAGGUUGUGGACUGUGACGAUGAGGAAAUGGAUAGCCAGCAGAAGAAGAGACGGCGGAUAAAGAAGCCCCAGCCAGACAGCAGUGAUGAUGAGGUUGUGCCAGAUUCUCCACCUGUGCCUAAUGUACACACUCCCAGCCCUAAAAAACAAGUGAAGAGAGAGCCUGUUUCACACCAAGAAGAGAGUUCAGAGGUGAAAAGGAGGAAAAGAAGGCGUGUUUUGAAGUCUAACACAUUUGUUGAUGAAGACGGUGCCUUUGUGACCGAGAAGGGUUAUGUGAGCGAGUCUUACUCUGAGAGUGAAGAGGAGCCUGAACCCAACAGUCAAGCCAAACACUCGAGCUCACUCAAGCAGUCAUUUGGAAAAAGAAAGGAAGAGAAAAAAGAAAAGAGUCAGAAGAAGACCUCUACUGCUAACAAACCUGCAAAACAGCCAUCCAUCAUGGGAUUUUUCCAGAAGAAAUAACGUUUUAACUCUUUCAUGGAAUUUAAAGGAAUAGUUCACCUGGAAGCGAAAACACGAGGAUGAAGAAAUAAUGCCUUCAUGUUUUUUUGGGUGAAAUAUCCCUUUAAGCACUUAAUUUUCAGCAGUGACAUUCCCAUGAACCACAUCUGAUGCUGUAUAGAGGAAAUCAAUCUUCAUUGUCGCUGUCACUCUUCAGAGACAUUGAAACAGGAGAUUUCUGCUUCUACAUGAACAACACUUACCCAUUCAACUUCACUUGCUGGAUUUCAGUUCUGGGCCUGAUAGGAUUGUCUGUUGUAGUAUGUAAAUGUAUGAUCCUGCUGAUCGAGCAGAUUUCUUUACUAUAAGCCAACCUGCACAUAGCCAACCACCAAUAAUUCCCAUACUGCCAGGUUUGUGGAGUCUGUCUAUUUUUAGUAUGUUUCUAGAUAAUAAAUCGAAAGAUAAAAUAAUUUUUCUUUUUGUUUGCAUUAAUAUUCUUGUAAAAGAAAUACCAAUUGGUUUAGACAGAAAUGUCUCUGACAUUCAUUAGUUAAGUCCAUUAUUACUCUGCUCAGUGGUCAAGAUAAUGUUUUUCUCUUGCUGUCUUGUUUGGUUCCGGUGAGUCAAGUUGUUUUCUCCUCCGAGCUUCAUAUUUCUAUAUGACAUCAGUUUCUGGCUCCAUAGUUGUGUUAAUCUUGGACAUUUCCAUUUAUCAAAACUAAACUUACUGUGUGGAAAGGCAUGCCUCUGGAAAUGCACAUCAAAAUCAGUCCAAGCUCUUCUGAUCCAGUGCCACAGACGUGAAAUUGAGCGUUUUGUGCCAAGACAUCAUUCCCCAUAAACUCGCUUUUUUCCCUGAGGAAAGGCUCCUAAACUUAGGCCUGAGUUAGUAUGUGCGAUUGAAUUCAAGAACAGAGUGUUCUUUAUAUUGUUGUAAAACAUUUGUAUUGUGCUUUCAAACCUGGGGUCCAGGAAAGUGAGAAUUUCUGAUUGCUUUGUAUACUGAAUAAUCACAAUUUUUCCUCUUUGUGAUCAUUUGAUAUGUAAAAAAA
This is a messenger RNA of Sinocyclocheilus anshuiensis, 2528 nucleotides long. RefSeq names its product DNA polymerase delta 3, accessory subunit. Lineage: Eukaryota; Metazoa; Chordata; Actinopteri; Cypriniformes; Cyprinidae. The record is from RefSeq and is a predicted model, not a curated record. Gene Ontology annotation, cellular component: nucleus; delta DNA polymerase complex. The transcript is spliced from 12 exons. Gene Ontology annotation, molecular function: DNA-directed DNA polymerase activity. Gene Ontology annotation, biological process: DNA synthesis involved in UV-damage excision repair; nucleotide-excision repair, DNA gap filling; DNA strand elongation involved in DNA replication.